Molecule: messenger RNA, 741 nt
Organism: Peniophora sp. CBMAI 1063
Lineage: Eukaryota; Fungi; Basidiomycota; Agaricomycetes; Russulales; Peniophoraceae
Source: the annotation of a GenBank genome assembly
AUGUACUCGCAGACACCCCAGCGAGGCUAUCCCCCUCGUUCAUAUUCUCGCAACACAGCUCACAGUAGCCAGUUUAAUGCUUCUGGACCCCCUUCCCUGGGGCACUUUGGUACACCGAGUUAUACCUUGAACAAUGCUCACACGACCUCGUACUCGGACUCGUUUUUUGAUUCUGCGGGUGGCGGUGGUGCAGAUAACAACGCGAUCAGCUCUCUGACUAUCGCGGAACUCGUUGAGGCCGAGAAUCCUGCCGUUCUCGCGCUCGUGGAGAGAUGUCAGAGACUCGAAGAGGAGAAGUUAGCUGCCGAGAGAGAAGUGAUCCGUGCCGAGGGCCGCAUCGAGGAACUACAUAGGUUACUUGAUCAGCCACAGCAUCAUCACAUCACCGCCAGCAGCUCAUCGAGGUUCACUGCGCCUCAGACUGACCCGCUUCCGGCUGUUCCCAAGCUCGAUGAGCUCAUCGAAACGGAUUAUCCUGCAGUUCUGAACUGGCACGGCAUCACGAAGGACGAGAAUGCCGCCGAACUCGCAGGUACUUCGACCGGGACCGAGAUGCCCGUUGUGUCCGAAGACGGGCCUGCAACUGCCAAGCUUCCGCGGGGUGUACACAAGUUCAAACGCACGGCCCCCGACGGUACGAAGAACAUCGGCAUGAAGUGGCUUGUCAAGGGCGAUGGGAACAACCAGCCGCAAAGGUCGACCCAUUUCAAACAGCUCAGCCUGAGUGCGUAUACGGUAUAA